UGCAAGCUUAACUACUUUAAGAGAAAAUUUUUAAUUUUUUUAAGUAUUGAAAACUCAAGAUUUUAUAAUGAAGUAUAAAGUGGUACUUUUUGUAUUUUUAAAAAUUACAAUUUGUUGUACGAUAUCGUCAGCUUCGACGGAUAUAAAUCGACCCAAGAAACCUGAAUUUAUAAAACAUCUAUUAAUUGAAGGACAAAAGGUUGAUCAUGAUCAAAAUAUUUCUCUGUGGUCUAGAAAUGAAAAUUCAAGACUCCGAUCAGCAAUAAAAAUUGGCAAAAUCUGCUUAGAAGAUCGUGAUUGCAAAUGGAAUGAUAACAACGAACUUAUUUGCAUCUUUCGAGAUAUGAAUAAAAAAAUUGGAAAGUGUGGGUGUCCAGAAAGGAGUAAAUUUAACAGGAACACAUUGUCUUGUACGAUACAGAGGUACAAAAGAAAUUAUCCGGGUUGUACUGAUUGUCACAAUGCUAAUGAAUUUUUUUUAAAUGGCACAUGUGUGCCCGGUAUUGGAGCAAAAUGUCCAGAAGGAUCUGAAUGCCCAGCGAAAAAUAGUAAAUGUGAACACGGGAUUUGUCAGUGUCUAUCUGGAUAUGAGAGCGUUAAUCAAUCUUAUUGUGAGCUAAAGCAAUGUAAAGAAGAUUACGAUGUCUGUGACCCUAAUCUGUACUUUCCGUGCUGUAGUGACGACAUGCAAUGCAUUAAUGUAAACCCUGAACUACAAAAUCCACGCUAUAAAUGUGUAAAAGAAAACUUCUUAGGCGACUCUUGUGAUAACAAUUUAGACUGCAUGGGGAUAAACCACGCCAAAUGUGCGGAGGAUAGAACGUGUAUUUGCAAGAACUUUGCCUUAGAAUAUGAUAAUGUUUGUUUGGAUAAACUUUAUUCCGAGAAAUUGGCCCCGAAAUAUGAAAAUUUAUUUCAAUAUGAUGGUAAUAUAAAUAGAUACAAAAGAAUGGACGACAAAAUAACUCUAACAGAUUUCUCAAAAAAAUCGGAUACGAUAUAUGGGGAGUGGUGCUCUACGGCUAAAGGCUGUCAAUUCGAAGAUUACCGAAAUGUUAUUUGUCAUAAGUUCGUCAAAGAUAGUUCAAUGAAUUUUUGUACAUGCCCGACGGGAACUAAUUAUGAUUAUGUUAAAAAAACAUGCACCGAAGAAAGACAUUCGGAAUUAAUAAAAAUUGAAAAGCAAAAAUAUUAUGAGAGAAAUCACAUUCAAAUAAGUGGAAAAUGGUACUCAAUAUAUUUAGGAAAUUGCAGUACAAAUACUGAUUGCGAAAAAUUGACAAAUGGUGUUUGCGAAGAUAAAAACUGCGUUUGUAAAAAAAAUUGGGAACUUAUAAAUGAAACCUUUUGUGAAUUUCCAAUCGAUAAGAUACAUACCCGGUGUGAAUUCAACAAUUUAUCUUGUAGAAAUAAAGAGGACUGCUUUCUAGAAAAUUCGAUUUGUAACAAUACGUUUUGCGACUGCGGUGAAGAAGAUUAUUAUCAAAACGGACAAUGUAUCUCCCGAAAAUAUGGUGUCGGUUCGCCGUGCGAAUGUGAGAAAUUAUGCACAGGUCUCAAAUAUGGAGUAUGUAGAAACGACAAAUGUGAGUGUGAAAAAAACUAUGUGGCAAAGAUUGGAAGGUGCGCUGGAAAACACGGUCAAUCAUGUGACGAUUCUGAUGAUUGCUUUGCAGACAACGCAAUGUGCAGAAACAAAACAUGCGAUUGCAAAGAUAGCUUUUUUCGUUCGGGAGAUCACUGUGUCAUAGGGGCAAUAACUUUAGGCUCUAAGUGCUCGCUGGAAGAAACAUGUCGAAGUAUUAAGUACAGUGAAUGCAAGGAUGGGACAUGUCAAUGUAAAAACGGUUAUGAAAAAUUGAAUAAUGAGUGCCGAGCACUUAUUAAGAAGCCUUGUGAUGUUCGUGGGGAUUGCUAUGCAGAAAAUGCUGACUGUAUUGAAAAAAAAUGUAGUUGCGGAAAUGAUUAUUAUUAUCUUGAAAAAAAUUGUCACGAAAUGACAAGAGCGUUAAACGAUUCAUGUUUACGUGAUGAAGCAUGUCAAAAAAUAAAAAAUUCGAAAUGCAAGGAUGGAAAAUGUCAAUGUCUUUAUAAUUACAAGGAAAGAGAUGGAAAUUGUCUUGGGUUGGACCAGGCUCCUUGCAAAAUUCCAAAAAACUGUUUCGCGAAAAAUGCCUCUUGUAAGAAUAAGAAGUGCAGUUGUCUAGAUCGAUUUUAUUAUGAAGAUGAUCACUGCUACAAAAAAGCUAUAAGGAUCGGCGAUGCGUGUCAUAGUCAAAUAGCAUGCGAGGAAAUAAAAAAUACUGAAUGCAAGAGUGGAAAAUGUCAAUGUCUUUCUAAUUACAAGGAAAAAAAUGGAAAUUGUCUCGGAUUGCAUCAAGCUUCUUGUGAAACUUCAAAAGAUUGUUUUUCCAAAAAUGCCACUUGUAAGAAUAAAAAGUGCGAUUGUCUGGAUCCAUUUUAUUAUGAAGAUUAUCACUGCUACAAAAAAGCUAAAGGGAUCGGCGAUGCGUGUCUUAGUCAAAUAGCAUGUAAGGAAAUAAAAAAUACUGAAUGCAAGGAUGGAAAAUGUCAAUGUCUUUCUAAUUACAAGAUAAAAGAUGGAAAUUGUCUUGGGUUGGACCAGGCUCCUUGUGAAAUUCCAGAAGACUGUUUCGCGAAAAAUGCCACUUGUAAAAGUAAAAAGUGCGAGUGUCCUGACCGAUUUCAUUAUGAAGAUGAACAUUGCUAUGAGAAUGAUAAACUUCCCGACAAUGCGUGUGGUACUUCUGGAACAUGUAAGAAAAAAAAUACCGAAUGCAAGAAUGAAAAAUGUCAAUGUCUUCCUAAUUACAAGGAAAUGGAUGGAAAUUGUCUCGGAUUGCAUCAAGCUUCUUGUGAAACUUCAAAAGAUUGUUUUUCCAAAAAUGCCACUUGUAAGAAUAAAAAGUGCGAUUGUCUGGAUCCAUUUUAUUAUGAAGAUUAUCACUGCUACAAAAAAGCUCAAGGGAUCGGCGAUGCGUGUCUUAGUCAAAUAGCAUGUAAGGAAAUAAAAAAUACUGAAUGCAAGGAUGGAAAAUGUCAAUGUCUUUCUAAUUACAAGAUAAAAGAUGGAAAUUGUCUUGGGUUGGACCAGGCUCCUUGUGAAAUUCCAGACGACUGUUUCGCGAAAAAUGCCACUUGUAAAAGUAAAAAGUGCGAGUGUCCUGACCGAUUUCAUUAUGAAGAUGAACAUUGCUACGAAAAUGAUAAACGUACCUAA
Cotesia glomerata is the source of this 3241-nucleotide messenger RNA. RefSeq lists its product as uncharacterized. The record is from RefSeq and is a predicted model, not a curated record. The coding region runs from base 68 to 3241 and encodes 1057 amino acids. The transcript has 15 exons. NCBI's taxonomy places the organism in Eukaryota, Metazoa, Arthropoda, Insecta, Hymenoptera, Braconidae.